Messenger RNA from Zingiber officinale, 2255 nucleotides. RefSeq names its product transmembrane 9 superfamily member 8-like. Gene Ontology annotation, biological process: protein localization to membrane. Lineage: Eukaryota; Viridiplantae; Streptophyta; Magnoliopsida; Zingiberales; Zingiberaceae. Bases 111 to 2036 code for a protein of 641 amino acids. The record is from RefSeq and is a predicted model, not a curated record. The transcript is spliced from 7 exons. Gene Ontology annotation, cellular component: membrane.
UGAGCGAGCAUCGCGGACGAGAGAACGAGGGUGGUUGUUGGCAGAUCGACAGAUCCCGAUCUCAGAUCUCGCUUUGAGCUCGCUCUGUUCUCCUCCGUUCCACCUCUCAGAUGGUGUUCUCGCGGUUCAUGGCGGUGGCCCCCUGGAUCGUGGCUGUGUUCCUGCUCGCCGCCGACAGGGCCAGCGGCUUCUACCUCCCUGGCGUCGCCCCUGCCGAUUUCCAGAAGAAAGACCCACUUUUAGUGAAAGUAAACAAGCUUACUUCGACAAAAACGCAACUGCCGUAUUCCUAUUAUUCUCUUCCAUAUUGUCAGCCAGAUACCAUAGUAGAUAGUGCAGAAAAUCUUGGAGAGGUUCUUCGUGGUGAUCGUAUUGAAAAUUCUCCCUAUGUGUUUGAAAUGAGGGAACCUCACAUGUGUCAGAUCAUUUGCAAGAUUACACUCACUGAUAAAGAUGUUAAAGAACUCAAGGAAAAGAUAGAGGAUGAAUAUCGCGUCAAUAUGAUCCUCGACAAUCUUCCACUCGUUGUUCCUAUCAAAAGAACGGUUCAGGAAACUCCCACAUUUUAUCAACAUGGCUUUUACGUUGGUGCCAAAGGACAAUCUACUGGAAAUAAGGAUGUAAAGUACUAUAUCCACAAUCAUCUAGAGUUUCUAGUCAAGUAUCACAAGGAUGCACAAUUGGACCUUGCAAGGAUUGUGGGAUUUGAGGUCACACCAUUCAGUGUUAAACAUGACUAUGAUGGUGAGUGGAAUGGUAACAAGACUCGCCUUAUCACAUGUGAUCCUCAUGCGAAACGAACAGUUGUGAACUCCGAUUUCCCACAAGAGGUUGAAGUAAACAAGGAUAUCAUAUUCACAUAUGAUGUUGAAUUUCAGGAGAGUGAUGUGAAAUGGGCGUCACGGUGGGAUACAUAUCUUCUAAUGACAGAUGAUCAAAUCCACUGGUUUUCUAUUGUCAAUUCCUUGAUGAUUGUUCUCUUCCUCUCUGGAAUGGUAGCCAUGAUUAUGCUGCGGACUCUAUACCGAGAUAUCUCCAAGUACAACCAACUCGAAACUCAAGAAGAAGCUCAAGAAGAGACCGGAUGGAAGUUGGUCCAUGGAGAUGUAUUCAGGCCUCCAACUAAUUCAGAUUUGUUGUGUGUCUACGUUGGUACUGGAGUCCAAUUCUUUGGUAUGUUACUUGUAACCAUGCUUUUCGCAGUCCUUGGAUUCCUUUCUCCAUCAAACCGAGGAGGAUUGAUGACAGCAAUGCUCCUACUCUGGGUGUUCAUGGGUUUGUUUGCUGGUUACUCCUCUGGCAGUCUCUACAAGAUGUUCAAGGGAACAGAAUGGAAGACAAUUACCUUGAGAACAGCAUUCACAUUCCCUGGAAUUGCAUUCGCCAUAUUCUUCGUCUUGAAUGUUCUUAUCUGGGGCGAGAAGUCAUCUGGUGCUGUGCCAUUCUCCACAAUGUUCGCCCUCGUGCUACUCUGGUUUGGUAUAUCAGUGCCCCUGGUGUUUGUAGGCAGCUAUUUGGGGUUCAUGAAACCUGCUCCCGAGGAUCCUGUGAAAACAAACAAGAUUCCUAGACAGAUACCCGAACAGCCAUGGUACAUGAAUCCAGUUUUCUCGAUACUAAUUGGAGGCAUUCUUCCAUUUGGAGCUGUGUUUAUUGAGCUAUUCUUCAUCCUCACCUCAAUCUGGCUGCACCAAUUCUACUACAUUUUUGGGUUCCUUUUCCUCGUCUUUCUCAUUCUUUUCGUGACAUGCGCCGAAAUCACAAUCGUACUGUGCUACUUCCAGCUAUGCAGUGAGGACUAUCAGUGGUGGUGGAGAUCCUACUUGACCUCAGGAUCAUCAGCACUCUAUCUCUUCCUAUAUGCAACCUUUUACUUCUUCACAAAGUUGGACAUUACAAAGUUUGUAUCGGGUAUUAUGUACUUCGGCUACAUGCUGAUUGCCUCCUAUGCAUUCUUCGUGCUGACUGGCACGAUCGGGUUCUAUGCAUGCUUAUUGUUUACAAGGUUGAUCUACUCAUCAGUCAAGAUUGACUGAGAGAAUCCACAAUCAUUUUUAGGGUUUGAAUUAAAGUUCAGUUAAGUUUGCCGUUAUGUUUCCCUACAAUAUUGGUGUUGAGCAAAGAUGUUUUUACUUUGUAGAUCUUUGUUGUAGAACAGAAGUUCCAUAUGUGUGAGGUAACUUCUAUAAUAUCAGUUUUGUUAUUGUAUCAGUUUAAAUUUGAGACAUUAUAAAUUUAUUUAUUUUUCUUUGAUA